This is a messenger RNA of Trichomycterus rosablanca, 3052 nucleotides long. RefSeq names its product cilia and flagella associated protein 251 (gene cfap251). Gene Ontology annotation, cellular component: sperm flagellum. The transcript is spliced from 20 exons. Gene Ontology annotation, molecular function: protein binding. The coding region runs from base 56 to 3007 and encodes 983 amino acids. The record is from RefSeq and is a predicted model, not a curated record. NCBI's taxonomy places the organism in Eukaryota, Metazoa, Chordata, Actinopteri, Siluriformes, Trichomycteridae.
AUUUUAUUUUUAUGUAAAACCGAGUUAUUUCGGUAUAUUAUUAGUGCUGUGGGAAAUGGCAGCUUCAGAAGAAGCUCAGACUAACAGAUUAACGGAUAAAAACGAAGAAUUUAAUCAAAGUGUGAAAGAGCAAAGCUCAGCAGAUAAACAUGUAAAUAAUGGACCGCAAAAAUCCAGCGAAGGCAGCCAGACAGAGGAAGAAGGACGAGAAAUGUACGAGCAAACCCCUGAAGACUCGCAGGUGUACAGAGCCUCCUCACUGCCCCUCAUUCACAGUACAGAGAACAGUGUGAGACCUCAUCCUCUGAAUCUAAAUUGGGCCUUUGGAAUCAACAGCAGUCUUCCUGUGUUCAGCCUUCUGGAUCAGGACAGACUCGCCGUGCUCUACUGUUGUUCCCAUGUAGCUGUGAUAUAUGACCAUACGUCCAAUUCUCAGCAGUUGUUGCAGGGUCACUGCAGCUCCAUUUCCUGUGUGUGCGUGAGUGAGGACAGACGUUGGCUUGUGACCGCUACUAAAGGCCACGACAGCCUUGUGAUCAUAUGGGACUCGUACACAGGGAUCCCCGUGCACACGAUAUUUGAAUGCCAUUCUGAGGAUGGUGUAGCCGCUUUAGCCCUGUCCUCAGAUUCGAAAUAUCUAGUGACUGUCGGAGCUGGAACUGUGCAGAGAGUUUGUGUCUGGGACUGGACUAACAAGACAGACGGACCAGAAUGUCAGGUGGAUAUCAGCCCAGAGCUUGGUUGCCAGAAUCACAUCAUGUUCCACCCUACUGAUAACUCUCAGCUCCUCAGUAACAGUAAAAGCCAUGUUCUUUUCUACUCCUGGGAUAAGGGAAAUAUUAAUUAUUCAGCCCCAGAAAUAUCAGACCGGACCUUUAAUAAAGCUGUGGGUUCCUUCAGCCAGUCAGUCUUUCAUUUUGGAGGGACUCAGGCUCUCUCAGUUACGCUGGCAGGAAAGCUGGUCCUGUGGGAAGUGCAGAAAGGGCCUGGCGCAUGCCCGCCGCAGUCAGCGAAAGCCACCAAACUCAUUCCGCUGCAGACGGAUGGAAUUACAGUGAUGUGUUUGUGUGACAGCUUUAUUGUGACAGGGGACGUACGAGGACGUGUCACGUUCUACGACGAGAACUUCAGGCUCGUUUACUGCUACAGUGAAUUCAGCUCGGACCCCAUCGUCUCCAUUUCUUUCUCAAAGGAAAUUUGUUCUGGUAUCAGUGUGGAAAAUCAGGAAGACCGCACACUGAAUGCCAAGUCAUUAGUCAGUAGAAAUUUUGUCAUUUCUACUGCAAGCGCUGCUGUGAUUCAUGUGAAAGCACAAGGCUCUGUCGCCCAGACUCUACUGAAAGAACACUCUGAGUCACUGAGUGCAGUAGCUUGUCACCCCAAACAACCUUUAGUGGCCAUGGGCAGCCACAGUGGCAUCCUGAAGAUCUGGGACUAUGAGCGUAAAGUGGCCGUUCUUAGCAGAAUAUUCCAUACGGAAAAACGGAUCCAGUGCAUCACCUAUGAUCCUCAAGGCUUUUACCUGGCUGUGGGUUUUGCCAGCGGGACAGUGCAGGUUCUGGAUGCCUGCACUUUGCAGUCAGAAGGAGAGGAGGACUUUCACCUCAGUCAGGACAGCAUCACCCAUCUGACUUUCUCUCACAACUCCUCCUACCUGGCUACGGCGGACACCGGGAAGACUGUUAUGGUAUUUUAUUUGUGUAAGGAGGGCAGUCCACAUGUGUGGAAAUAUCUUGGGAAGCACCGCUCACACUACAAGUCUAUCCAGGACCUGAUGUUUGGGGUGAACCUGGACACCAACGAGCCACGUCUGCUUUCCCUGGGCAUGGAUCGCAGACUAGUUGAAUAUGACCUGCAGAACAGCAAGAAUGACGAGCUGUUCAUCCUCGGCUCAGAACGCAUCGAGCAGACCGCAGUACCAACCUGUAUGGCCUGGUAUCCUCCUCUAACCAUGGAGCACUUUUUAAUUACUGCUUCAGACCAUUACAAGAUGAAACUACUCAAUGCCACCACCAAAAUGUGCAGAAAAACUGUCCUCGGGCCUGCGUAUGGUUCCCCUGUGAAAAAGAUGCUAAUCCUUCCACCCUCUAAAGAUGGGGAUCCUAAUUCUCAUUACAUGGCUUACAUAACACAGGACAAGGUUGGUCUUCAGAUGUUUCCUCUUGAUGGGAACCCAUACAAGUCUUCAGCGCUGAUCUGUCACUCUAUGGGCGUCUCGAGUUUCGCUUGCUCUCAUGAUAACAGAUACAUUUUUACCGCUGGCGGAGAGGACAGGACCGUCUUUUCGUGGGAGAUCAGCCUUCCUGCAUUAGAGGCAGCCGCUGCUCUGGGAGGAAAAGACCCAAUUCCCUUUUACACCCUUUUAGAAGGUGGAAAAGAAGGAGAGCUUUUUAGGGCAAUCGAGGAUUUAUUUUACUACUGUCAGUUGCGCAAUCAGGGCAUUGACUCCAUGGAAACCAGACGAGUGUCUAAUCGCAUCCCUCUCUCUGAAGUUCCCGAUGUCAUCAGGGCACUUGGAUUUUAUCCAACAGAACAAGAGCUGGAAAACAUGCUGAACGAGGUCAAAUUCAGUCGUUAUGCAGAGACGGGAAAGUACACGACUGACGUCGACCUAGAUGAGUUCAUUAAGUUGUAUGUCAACCAUCGGCCAGUCUUCGGUAUCACCAGGAAAGAGCUCUACAACGUCUUCCAGGUUCUGGGCACACCAGAUGAAAACGGCAAACUGGUUAUUCCCCGAGAAGAGCUGCCGGAGUUACUACAAAGCAGGGGUGAACCCAUGACUGAGGAGGAGCUGGCGGGAUGCUUCAUGACAUUGUUGGGCUCCAGCACAGAUGGAGGAAGAUCUGAAGUGGAGAACUCUGAGUGUAAAGACUCUGAGCUACCGUUGGAAAGCAAGUUGCCUCCACACAUCACCUUGGAUACAUUGGCCACAGAAAUCCUAGGAUUUUCCAUAGGCACUGAGGAGCAUCCACCAGAGCCGCACUUACCGUCCUCCAUGACGUCUUAAGUCUCUUCUGAGACGCUUUUUCAUUAAACGUUUUAUUUAAAUCUA